AUGUCGACGCCUUCUUUUCCUAUUCAGCAUAACUUUGCCCUGAAGCAGCUAUCCCCAAACUCCAAGCCCAACUACCAACCGUACGUAAAGUUGAGCUUCUUCUUCUCGAAAAGACCCGACAUCAGUCAUGAGGAUUUCCACAGGCAUUGGGAAACGGUGCACGCGGAUCUGGCCGUGGCAUCAAAAGCAUUUGCGCUCAACAUCAAACGAUAUACUCAAUUCCAUGCACUUCCUAAGUGCAAGGAAGCGGCAAAGACUCUGAUCGAGGGAAUGGAACUAUUGGAGUAUGACGGUUGUAGUGAAAUUCUGGUCUCAUCCAUUGAGGAUGCAGCAGCGUUCUUUUCGAGCCCAGAAUACGUCGAAAAGAUGAACAGCAAGUCAACGCCCCGCUCGCGUUAA
Fonsecaea monophora is the source of this 399-nucleotide messenger RNA. RefSeq lists its product as hypothetical. Gene Ontology annotation, molecular function: oxidoreductase activity. NCBI's taxonomy places the organism in Eukaryota, Fungi, Ascomycota, Eurotiomycetes, Chaetothyriales, Herpotrichiellaceae. The transcript has 3 exons. Bases 1 to 399 code for a protein of 132 amino acids. The record is from RefSeq and is a predicted model, not a curated record.